This is a messenger RNA of Sesamum indicum (sesame), 1829 nucleotides long. Its product is annotated as protein DETOXIFICATION 35. Gene Ontology annotation, molecular function: xenobiotic transmembrane transporter activity; antiporter activity. NCBI's taxonomy places the organism in Eukaryota, Viridiplantae, Streptophyta, Magnoliopsida, Lamiales, Pedaliaceae. Gene Ontology annotation, biological process: xenobiotic detoxification by transmembrane export across the plasma membrane. The record is from RefSeq and is a predicted model, not a curated record. Gene Ontology annotation, cellular component: membrane.
CAUAACUAACUACUUACACACACAGAUACACAUGGGUGCGUGUGUGUGAGAAACUGAGCCGAGGAUUACAGACUGAUCAUUCAGUCAUCCAUACUCCUCUUGUCCGUUGCUUAAUUUCCGGUCAUUUUCAAAUGGAGGCGCCGCUGCUUGAGCGGCGGAGCACCGUCGAGCUGAUCGGCGAUGACGGAGACUACCUUCCGGUGAGACGGACGGGGGAAUGGCGGAGAGUUAUCUGCAUAGAAACGGUGAAGUUAUGGAGGAUAGCCGGACCCAUUGCAUUCCAAAUCCUCUGUCAGUUCGGGACCAACUCCGUCACCGCCAUAUUCGUCGGACAUCUAGGAGAUAUUGAGCUCUCCGCUUUUUCGAUUGCUGUAUCCGUCAUCGGAACAUUCUCUUUCGGCUUCAUGCUUGGCAUGGGGAGUGCCCUUGAAACGCUGUGCGGCCAGGCAUUUGGUGCGGGUCAAGUUCACAUGCUGGGCAUCUAUAUGCAACGCUCAAUCCUAAUCCUAUCGGCCACUUGUGUCCUCCUUUUGCCGCUCUACGUAUUUGCCACACCUGUCUUGAAGCUUCUCGGCCAAGAGGACGAUAUUGCAACGCCAGCUGGGUUAUACACACUACUAAUUGUUCCUCAACUUUUUUCCUUUGCUGUCAUAUUUCCCACCCAGAAGUUUCUACAAGCCCAGUGCAAAGUCUCUGUUCUUGCAUGGAUAGCCUUUCUUUCUCUGAUUUUUCAAGUUAUUCUGUGUUGGUUAUUUGUUGCUGUGCUCGGUUUGGGCGCCAUCGGUGCAGCCUUGGCACUUGAUAUAACAAGCUGGGGUGCAGCCGUAGCACAGUUUAUUUACGUCGUGGGAUGGUGCAAGGAUGGUUGGAAGGGGUUCUCUUGGUCUGCAUUCAAAGAGAUAUGGGCGUUUGUUAGGCUGUCACUCGCAUCUGCUGUGAUGCUGUGCCUGGAAAUUUGGUAUAUGAUGAGCAUUAUUGUUCUGACUGGCCAUCUCAACCAUGCUGUCACUGCAGUUGGUUCCCUUUCUAUUUGCAUGAAUAUCAAUGGGUGGGAAUCCAUGAUUUUCAUUGGAAUCAAUGCUGCCAUAAGUGUUCGAGUCUCAAACGAGCUUGGAUUGGGACAUCCAAGAGCCACCAAAUACUCUGUCUAUGUUACAGUCUUCCAGUCACUCCUGAUUGGAAUUCUCUGCAUGAUUAUUGUCCUCGCCACUAGAAACCAUUUCAGCAUAAUUUUUACUGAUAGCAAAGAUAUGCAACAAGCGGUUGCCCACCUUUCAGGCCUUCUUGGGAUCACAAUGGUUCUCAACAGCGUCCAGCCAGUAAUAUCAGGUGUUGCAGUCGGAGGUGGAUGGCAAGCUCUAGUGGCUUACAUUAACUUGGGUUGUUACUACAUUUUUGGUCUUCCUCUGGGAUAUAUUCUUGGUUAUGUGGCUAAUCUUGGAGUGGUGGGACUUUGGGGAGGAAUGAUUGCUGGAACGGCUCUACAGACCUUGCUGCUUUUGCUCGUUCUUUAUAAAACCAACUGGAAAGCAGAGGUGGAGCAGACCACAGAACGGAUGCGAAAGUGGGGAGGGCAAGACAUUGCAAGUGAAAAGCCAGCUAAUGGACAUCUCCCUAUCACCAAUGGAAGGCAUUAGGGGAGGUGAUGUUUCCAGCAAUGAAAUUCAACAUUUAGCAUCAUCAUUUUCGUUGUAUUUGCUUGUGAUCAUAUGUUUCUUUGCUUUUCGCUAACGUCAAGAGCUUGGACCGGCUAUCUGCAUGUAUUUUUAGUGUCCCAUUACUUGCAAAUUUUCAGCUUAAUUAAGUGAGGAAAGCCUCGGAUUUUUUCU